AUGUCGAAAUUGUCGCCCGCUCUUAAGGCCCUCAUCAAUUCCCCGGCGGCACGCCCCUCCAUCGUUCCCGCACCAGCGCACAUUACCUCAGUCUAUCAAGCUAUCCAACAGACUGCCAUCGCUAAGCGCUUGUCGGACCACUCAUGGCUGACAUUGUCGGCCGACCUUCCGGACUCUGUGAGCAGCAAGCUCUCAACUACCCCGACCCGCGCCCCGGUCCCGAACAACAUAACUAGUAUCACUUGUCGUGGAAUCUCGCUAUGGGACUCAAUUUACCACCCAUACGAGCGAAAACUGUACAAUAAACUGGCAGAUUCCCAUCCAGAUCUCCCGGUUCAUAUUUUGAACAGUCACUAUGGCGCCUUACUUUCCGAUCCCGUCCGGUCCACCGGUGCCCAGAUUGGUCGUAUUUUGACUUCGAUCGUUGCUGUCUCAUGCUUGCGUGCGCAAUCAGGAGUCGGGCCACAGGUGACCUCACAUGUGUUUGGCUUACGCAAGGCUCUUGAAGAUGGGACUUGGAGCACCGAUGUUGAGACGGAGGAGGGGGCUCGUUGGCUAGCGAGUGAUGAGGGUAACACCUGGAUCUUGAAUAGUGUAGAUUCAAUCGUGGAGGCGAUCGGAAAUGGCCAUGGAUCGAAUUUUGCGCCUGGGAGCCAAUAA
Penicillium manginii is the source of this 660-nucleotide messenger RNA. RefSeq lists its product as uncharacterized. The coding region runs from base 1 to 660 and encodes 219 amino acids. The record is from RefSeq and is a predicted model, not a curated record. NCBI's taxonomy places the organism in Eukaryota, Fungi, Ascomycota, Eurotiomycetes, Eurotiales, Aspergillaceae. The transcript has 2 exons.